Messenger RNA from Syzygium oleosum, 1523 nucleotides. Its product is annotated as probable E3 ubiquitin-protein ligase RHC1A. The coding region runs from base 381 to 1304 and encodes 307 amino acids. The record is from RefSeq and is a predicted model, not a curated record. The transcript is spliced from 4 exons. Gene Ontology annotation, biological process: protein ubiquitination. NCBI's taxonomy places the organism in Eukaryota, Viridiplantae, Streptophyta, Magnoliopsida, Myrtales, Myrtaceae. Gene Ontology annotation, molecular function: ubiquitin protein ligase activity. Gene Ontology annotation, cellular component: cytoplasm.
UCGUCUUCGUCAAAGUCUAGAAAAACAAUCGCAACUGAAAACUCCCUCGAAUUAGGGUUUUUUUCCACCAAUUUUUCCCUCGUUGCGUGCCAGUCUGCUUCAGCUCUUCCCUUCCCCACUUCCCCUCGUCGCGAUCGCCAGUCCUCCGUUCGCAUCCGCAGCUGUGAUGCUUUUUACAACAUGGAGGGAGGAAUUUUGUAGUCAACCCUGCACUUGAUUGUGAUUGGGUUUGCAUUUUGGCAAACAUGGGCUUCCAUUUGAUCUUCUCAGGAUUACAAGGAGAAUUAGAUUGAAGCAGUAGUUAAAGUCAGUUUUACGAGUUCCCUUGGCAAAUUCUGAUCAAAUUUUGCUGAUUAUUAGAGGGACAGGGAGAGGAGACUAUGUCAAGUAGCAGAAACACCCAUUGGUGUUACAGCUGUAGACGGCCAAUAAGAUUACGAGGGCAAGAUGCGGUCUGCCCCAAUUGUCAUGGAGGAUUUAUUCAAGAACUUGAUGACAGGGUGCACACCAGCUCACUCGAUCUCUUUACAAUUGACAACGAUGAAGGUCGUGACCCACGGUAUCGGAUGAUGGAAGCAUUCUCGGCAUUGAUGGGGCAGCGAAUGGCAGAUAGAAGCCAUGGCCAUGACAUCAGGGGCAGAUCCGAUCUAUUCUCUGAGCAUAACUCUGGAGUCGGUCCUUUACUGAUAUUUGGCGGCCAGAUUCCUGUCAGGUUGUCUGGAAAUAAUGGAUUCGAGGCCCUUUUUAAUGGGGUUCCUGGAAUUGGAUUGACAAGGGGUAACGGGGGUGACUAUUUUAUAGGGCCUGGAUUAGAAGAACUGUUGGAACAGCUUUCUGCUAAUGAACAUCGGGGCCCUCCUCCUGCAGCAAGGUCUUCCAUCGAUUCCAUGCCCACUAUUAAGAUCUCGCAGAGGCAUCUUCGUUCUGACUCACACUGCCCUGUUUGUAAAGAAAAAUUUGAGCUCGGGUCAGAAGCUAGGCAAAUGCCAUGCAACCAUAUUUAUCAUUCAGAUUGCAUUGUCCCGUGGCUAGUCCAGCACAACUCAUGCCCUGUUUGCCGCCAAGAACUACCACCCCAAGGAUCGAGCAGCAGUCGCCCAACUGCUGCGAAUCGGAGCAGCAGCAAUAAUGGCAACAGCAGCGGGAGGGAGAGUCAAGGAAGGAGGAACCCCUUAUCAUACUUGUGGCCAUUCCGUUCGUCGAAUUCCAGCUCUCACAAUAGUGGAAACAGCCCGAGCAACACCCCGACCGUGCGCGAAAAUAACCCCCGCCAGAUGGGGUACUCUGGAUGGCCGUUUGACUGAAGUCAAUGCACCUUCAACACCCGACUGCUUUGCAAUUCUGAUAAAUGAUUCAUGGUAAGAGAAAUUGCUUGUAAUGGAACUGGCUCUUAGAGAUUGUGUGUUGUUUUAUGUCCGAUACCCUCUUUCUCUCCUGCCAUUUCUGUAAAACCGACUCGUUUGGUAAAAUUCUGUCCGAGGUGUUUCUAGCUGUAAUCUGUACUAUAUAAUUUUGCUCUUAAA